Vitrella brassicaformis is the source of this 1236-nucleotide messenger RNA. Lineage: Eukaryota; Vitrellaceae. The record is from the annotation of a GenBank genome assembly.
CCUGUGGACGUGAAUGCAGGCAAUGUCUUCAGCCGCCUGGUCCGUCACACGACUGUGAACGUCAAGCCCCACAGCACAAAGAUCCAUCCAUACACUCAAAGAGAUGGUGGGUAGGUGCCAACCACCACUAGCAGGACCUGUCAAUGUCUUGCCAAGGCUUCUGCAGCUCGCCUGCGUGCACAUAUGCGUGAAGUGCACUGUCUGUCUGUCUGUCUGUCUUUCUUUCUUUCUUUGCUCGAUGCUCGCUCACGCUACCUUGCUUGCUUGAAGCGUAUCUUGAAGGAUUGUUUUGUUGGUGCUGCGGCGAGUCCAUGCGCCCCGGGCCGAUGUCUAUGCCACCGAUGAAGGCCACACGGCGGUUGAUAAUAAGGCUGGACACAUGUACAUAGAUGGGAAUAGCUUUGCUGCCCGCUGAAGAAGGCUAUAUCAACCUUUUCAUGUGAUUCGAGUUGGCCAUCUCUGAAGAGCCCCUCUCUGUGCCAACGUCCAGGAACACUCGCACGCCCAUUUUGUCAAGCUCUUUGGCCUGCUGGUUGACAUUCCAUUUGCUGUGCGUGGCGGCAUCAGCUACGAACGUGGCUGAAGAAAUACACACUCCCGUCUGUCUCUCUCUGUCUUGUCCGUUCUCUUAUCUACCCAGCUCACCCAAGUUCUGCCAGAAUGUGACAUAGACGUUUGCUUUUCGCUUGAUCAGCUUCUCAAACAGCUCCGACAGCGGCGGAUUGUCGUCUCUCUCCUGUGCGCCCAAGAGCCUCGUGUGAACGUCCAUUUUGUAUCCUAUCGGUAUCAGUCAAACCAGUCAUGCCCGCUUUCCGUCGUGUGUCAACACUCACUACCUGUGAAGAUGAUUUCGCUGCCUUCCGCCAGCUUCGGAUCCGUGAGCAUCUUGUAGAGCUGUUGUUACACAUGUCUUGUUUGUGCAGAGGAGCGAGUCCGUGGUUACCUGUUCGUAGUAGCCAAGAUGCCCCUUGUCAAAGGAAUUCGAGCACACAAUCGGGUGGAAAGUGCACUCUCUCUCAGGGAAGGUGCCGUCCCAUUCUGCACCGGCCGUUCCGGCUUGAUGGGCAUGUACCGCGCCGUCGCUUUGCAAUGCGGAAGUGUUGGAGGGACGGAUGACGAACUGCAAGGAGAAGGCCGGCGACGAGAUGGCGGCGGACAGAAGACAGAGGAGCUUCAUUGAGGCAAAGGCCGACCAAAGACGAGGAGGAUGGGUGGAUGAAUGAGACGCCGAAUCGG